UAACUUCCCAACGAAGAAGAAACGACUUUAGAGGGGUGGAAAAAAAAAAGCAGAGAAGAAGCCAGAGGAACUCCUCCUGUUUACAACAACAUAAUGGAGCCGAAAUGGUCAAAUAUCAUCUGCAAACGUGUCUUAUUGACUGGAUUAACGCUAUGUAUUCUAUUAGUCUCAAAACCUUCAUCGGCAAUCGAAAUAUACGCCGACCCUGAAGUGAUGAUGCAGAACGGCACCACGGGAACCCUCCGAUGCACCUUUAAGUCCACCGAGGUUAUCAGCAGCCAGACCUCGGUGAGCUGGAGUUUCCAGUCGAGUCAGCCUGACAACCAGUUCUACAAAGCUCCAUACGCGAUUUUUUACUUUUCUCAGGGGAAAGGAUUCCCGGGAUCAGUUGAGUUCAAAGACAGAGUGCAUUUUAUUGGAGACAUAAACAAGAGGGACGCCUCGAUACAGCUGAGUCCGGUUCAGUUCAGCGACAACGGGACCUUCUUCUGUGACGUGAAGAACCCGCCGGACGUCAUGGGAACACCGGCUCGAAUAGAGCUCAGGGUCGUUCUGAAAGAAUCUCUUCCUAUGCCCAACACCACCAUUAUAGUCGGAGCAGUCUGUGGUGCUUUAGUGCUGCUCGUCCUCAUCGCUGUAGCUGCCUGCGUCGUCAUGAGGGUGCUUCACAACCGCCAUGAAUAUGAAGGAUGUACGUCCUUGGAGAGCGUGAGCUCCCAGGCUCCAAAACCACGAAAGAAGGUGGAGUCCAGACUGGAGGGCUCCAGAGGUACCGGUCCCUCGGGUCCACUACAGGGCCCGGUGAUAUACGCCCAGUUGGAUCACUCAGGCAGCAAAAACUCAUUCCACAAGAUGGAGCCAGUGGUCUACGCUGACAUUCGUAAAAACUGAAGAGGAACCGGGGACCAAAAAAAAAAAACGUAAAAUAAAAACACAGUAAAGUAUCAGA
Molecule: messenger RNA, 949 nt
Organism: Sebastes umbrosus (honeycomb rockfish)
Lineage: Eukaryota; Metazoa; Chordata; Actinopteri; Perciformes; Sebastidae
Gene: mpzl1l
Product: myelin protein zero-like 1 like
Exons: 6
Coding region: 94-891 (265 amino acids)
Cellular component (GO): cell surface; membrane; focal adhesion
Source: RefSeq, a predicted model, not a curated record